Styela clava is the source of this 2139-nucleotide messenger RNA. RefSeq lists its product as uncharacterized. Lineage: Eukaryota; Metazoa; Chordata; Ascidiacea; Stolidobranchia; Styelidae. The record is from RefSeq and is a predicted model, not a curated record.
UUAAGUUCAGAUUAUUCAAUUCAAUAUUUGAAACCUAAUAAAUAUUUAUAAAGAUGAAGAUAUUUUGCACAAGUUUUCUUGUCGUUGUGUUUGCUUUCGUUUCCAGAACCAAUGCAUUAACAUGUUAUACGUGCUCUGAUUCCAACUACGAUGGCGAAGCAGCAGAAACAUGUUUUUCAACGGUGUCCGGCACGACGUCCUCUGCAACCUGUGCAGCUGAUAGUGGAACAACCGUGUAUUAUUGUCGAUCACAAUUUACUAUUACAGACGGAGUCACAACUGCAAUCGCUAGGGCAUGUGUUGCCAGUACAGGUGAUGAGGAUGCUAAUACAGAAGCGGUUCCUACUUCAGACAAGUGUACCACAGUUCUUGAUGAAAGUGGAAAUCCUACCGGCGUUACGACUUGCUCCUUCCAUUGUACAACCGACAAUUGCAAUACCAAAUCUACAACCUCUCUGGUGCAAUGUUCAACCAAUUGCAAUAGUGGGAGUAGCGGAGGAAGUUGUAACUACAUCACAGGAACAUGCGUUUGCAACAGUGGAUUCAGUGGAUCAGAUUGUACGACUGCAACUACAACCACCUCGACAGUAUUAAGAAAAUGUGUUCAGUGUAACUCAGAAACCGAUAGUGGAUGCAGUUCAUCGACAACAAGCGUGGAUUGCCCAGGAAGUGAAACCUUUUGUUCUACAACAACUUCCACUAUCUAUGACGCAUCCGAUGCGAUAAUCCGCACUGUCACAACCAGAGGUUGCACGACAUUGUUCAAAGCUGUGGAUGAAUGUAGUUUUAAUGAUAUUCAUACCGAUGCUCCAAUCAGCGGUUCAAGUGUGGGAUACAAAGAGUUCAACUGUUUUUCUACUUGUGAUACUGAUGGCUGCAAUACUAAUACAGCCGAUGGAGUGAUCAAUGGAAACGAAGCGAUUGCGUUGCAAUGUGUUGUGUGCAGUGAUACCACUGGUUCGGGAAGUUGUGACACAGCUACUGCAAGACAAGCUUGUGCCAGCGGUUCAACGCAUUGUAAGGCCACAGCCAUAUAUUUGAUUUCCGACAGAACUGAUUUAUCGUACUCGGCCGCGCCAGGAUAUCAACUUGUUAGUCUUGUGCGUGAAUGCGCAACGGCUUCUGUAGCGACUGAAUGUACGGAAUCUUCAAUCGGAAGCCUUAGCUUGAAAAAAGUUACUUGUGCUGAAACUUGCCAGGGUGACGGGUGUAACACAGGAUGGCCUGCAAGACCCGAAUGUAUCACAUGCUCGUCACAUCUCGUAUACGAUGCUGAUGACUAUGAUCAAUGCCUUGAAAAUCCUCCUGUGGCUGCUGCUUGUACUUUUCCGUAUGAAGCAUACUGCGUGAUCCAAGAAAGCGGAAUACAAAAAGGAAACAGAAAAAGUGUUGAGGGAUAUCCUCGAAGAAUAACUCGCGGUUGCUUCCAUUCUGACAUCGGAACUGCCUGCUCUACUUACACUCCUCGUGACACAGAAAUGGAGUCAUGCAAUCGUACAUGCACAACAGAUGGAUGUAAUGUCGGCAGUGGAAGCUCUAUUCCGUUCCAGACGAUGAUCACCGUCGUAGCAUUUGCUCUUCUUGGAAAGCUAACACAAAUAUAAGUUCUUAUACUCGUGAUUAUAUCAAAUAUUUAUCUAAAUACCAGUAUUGUUUUAUGCAGAUUUCAUUUUAUUGUUACUUUGUUACAACGUUAUAAAAAAAAUUAAUUUUAUUCAAAGAUAAAUUUGUAUUGAGAAAUUGUUUCAUUCAUUUUCAUGUUUUUAACAACAAAUCCCACUUCAAGCGUGCCAAUUAUCAUUCCCUCAUGCUUGAUCAUGUACAAAAUGAUGUUUCCUGACCCGGUUCAGUAGUUAGAUCUGUAUAUCGAUGUGUAAUUAAUGUCACGUGCGAAAUAUUUUUAGAAUUGUUUGUGUGUUUUACACGCAUGCUGAUUUUUAUUCUUCUUGUUAGGUCUAAAAACCGUUGAAAUUUUCAUGAUAACACUGCAACAUUGUGUUAUAAUUUCGUUUAUACGUAGUUCAUUCAGCGACGAUGACUCUUUAUUAAUACAUCUGGAAAAGUGAUUUCACAAAUAUGUAUGUAAUCUUGACGAGUCGCCAUAAAAAUAAAUAUAGUCCAACAGUACAGCGUGUUAUA